Pongo pygmaeus (Bornean orangutan) is the source of this 781-nucleotide messenger RNA. Its product is annotated as putative GED domain-containing protein DNM1P46. The record is from RefSeq and is a predicted model, not a curated record. The coding region runs from base 194 to 463 and encodes 89 amino acids. Lineage: Eukaryota; Metazoa; Chordata; Mammalia; Primates; Hominidae. The transcript has 4 exons.
AGGGGCGGGGGCGGGGCCUCUACUGGGUAGGCCGCCGUGGGUCCCGGGACUCCCCCUCUCCGCCCUCGCCCUGCCCUGGGAGGCCGCCGCCCGGAGCCUCACCGUCGUGUUGCAGUGGAGCGUGAGCUGCGGCCGCCGCUCCUGGUUCUUGCGGAAGGACAGCAAGGCCGAGGAGAAUGGCUUCCACAGCUUCAUGUACUCCAUGGACCCACAGCUGCAGUGGCAAAUGGAAACCACCCGGAACCUGGCGGACUCCUACAUGGCCAUUGUCAACAAGACCGUGUGGGACCUCAUGUUUGGUGUGAAGCCCAAGCCCAUCAUGCACAUUAUGAUCUACAACGUGCAUGCACCGCCUCAUGGGGACCAUGGAGUUCAUCUUCUCCGAGCUGCUGUCCAACCUGUACUCGCGUGGGGACCAGAACACGCUGAUGGAGGAGUCAGCAUAGCAGGCACAGCAGUGUGACGAGAUGCUGCAUAUGCACCACGUGCUGAGAGAGGCCCUCAGCAUCAUCGGCAACAUCAACACGACCACCGUCAGCACACCUACGGGGGCCCGUGGAUGACUCCUAGCUGCAGGUGUCACCAGGCAGCAAAGAGGUAACAGGCCUGGAAGGUCCCCAGCAGCCCAGAUGGACAUGCUCAGACACUCCGGGGCUCCUCGUUCAGUGGCACAAACACCAGGACCCAGUGAGGGAAACGGGAAUACACCAGGCUGAGCAGUAUGGCUAAAUCUGUUUAUUCCAAAAUAAAAAGCAAAAUAAACAGGAGUCGCAUCACCAGG